AUGCCUCAAUACACCUCUCGCGAUGUUGGCGACCCGUCGCAGAUCAAGAAGAACAAGCAGUCGAUGGCCGAUCUUAAGCUGCGUCGCCUAACGGAGCUCAACAACCGCCUGCGCGAGGACCUGGAACGAGAACGCAUCCCCGUGAGCACUGCGUCCAAGAGCAUCAUCGCCUACUGCAACGGCACCCGAGACUACAUGGUCCCCUCGGUCUGGGGAGCCGUCCCCAAGGGCGAAGACCCCUACGCACCGCAGCAAUCCAACGGCUGCUGUGUGGUGAUGUAA
This is a messenger RNA of Ilyonectria robusta, 282 nucleotides long. RefSeq names its product GGL domain-containing protein. Gene Ontology annotation, cellular component: heterotrimeric G-protein complex. The transcript is spliced from 2 exons. Gene Ontology annotation, molecular function: G-protein beta-subunit binding. The record is from RefSeq and is a predicted model, not a curated record. The coding region runs from base 1 to 282 and encodes 93 amino acids. Lineage: Eukaryota; Fungi; Ascomycota; Sordariomycetes; Hypocreales; Nectriaceae. Gene Ontology annotation, biological process: G protein-coupled receptor signaling pathway.